Sphaerodactylus townsendi is the source of this 1474-nucleotide messenger RNA. RefSeq lists its product as uncharacterized. The record is from RefSeq and is a predicted model, not a curated record. Bases 254 to 1222 code for a protein of 322 amino acids. Lineage: Eukaryota; Metazoa; Chordata; Lepidosauria; Squamata; Sphaerodactylidae. The transcript is spliced from 2 exons.
UCUUUAAUUGAAGAGGGAACACUGAUGAAUUGCUGCAAACACGCGAGACUAGAAAAAUAAACAACGCGAGACUGUGAGGAGACAACGAAAGCGGAAGUAAAAAAAAAAAAACCUUUUUCUAGCAUACGGACCGCACAGACAAAUAAACAAGACGGAGAAACGCUGUAGACUGAAAAGUGAGUACCAAAACAGCAUUGAACAAAAGUAAACUAGCAAGGCUGAUACUAGUUUGAAUUGAAUAAACACUGAGGGAAUGACGGCCUAUGCCAAAACGAGACAAACCCAACUAAGUGAGCUCAAAGGGAUUAAAAACGGACUUUUAGAGCCCAAAACACCAGAAAAAAUGGCUGACUUCAAUCAUAAGCUGGAAAAAUUAUUGGAGAUCACUACAAAUUCCCAGAAAGAACUGGCUACCUUCCAGCAAGAAGUAACAGAAAGAUUAACUAGAAUGGAGGGAGAAAUGCACAACUUUAAAAAAGACCUCAGCCACAUAAAAAAAAUAGAAGACUCACUACACCAAAUUGUUGAAGACUUAAAGGGAAAAGAGAUAAGAAUAACAGAGGUGGAGGAUGCUGUAGAGAAUCUGAGGGAACAUAACUUACGCCAGGAUGACGUACUAGCGGUGCUAGAAUAUACUUUAAAGGAAAAAAUGCUUAGAGUGAGAGGGGUUCCAGAACUGGACAGAGAAGUAACCCUGAGCAGAAUUAUGCCCCUUCUACAGGAGGUCUGGGGUCUGACCAGAGAAGAAAUUCUUAAAGAGGUCGACCAGAUCUACAGGGUCAACACUAGAUCAUCCAGGAAUAAAAGCCAACCUAGAGACAUUGUUUUCAGCUGUGUGAGGCGGGACCUUCGGGAGGAACUACUUCGUGCAAACUCUAAAAAAAAUUACCAACUGGACGGUAAUAAAAUAAUAAUUAUGAAAGAGCUUCCUGUGUCCAUCCAGCAAAGACAAAAGGAUUAUCGGAGAAUGACAAGCUUUUUGAUGGACGAAAAAAUUAAAUACAGGUGGAUAAUUCCUGAGGGAUUAUCGUUCCUCUGGAAAGGAAAGAGGACAAAUAUAACCACAGUCCCCCAAGCGCAGGAAUUUCUGACCAAGACAGUGAGCCCUCCCUUACUGAAAACAAACAGCGAGAAUCGUUUUAGCAAGGUAUUGGAAGUCUGCAGUGAUCCCAAAGACAAACGAAUGGAUGAUCAAGAUGCAGCAAUUUCACAAAUUGGAUAAACUUUCCUUUUUAAUAAAUAACCGGUCACCAGAAUUCUACCAGCAAAUCUGGCAGCCCUGGUCGAACUACGUUUCAGUUUUUCUGUUAGACACGAAUUAGAAGGAAUAGAACCUAAAUUUUUUUUUUUUAAGUCAUAGAAACUAAUUUAAGGUUAUUAGUAUUGUAAGAAUUUUAACCAUAUAGUAUGUUAUGAGACAAGAUGAAAUUAAUCGUGCGCUUUUUAUUAAUGUGUUAGCUGGAGUGGAAGCCAG